Molecule: messenger RNA, 1075 nt
Organism: Pimephales promelas (fathead minnow)
Lineage: Eukaryota; Metazoa; Chordata; Actinopteri; Cypriniformes; Leuciscidae
Source: RefSeq, a predicted model, not a curated record
CACGAGAGCAAUCCGCGUAUUUGUGUGUCGUAUAGGCCAGGGAUGUGAGCGAGGGGCGACGAUAAUGGGGAAUAACCGGGACCCCGGUGCUCUGGAGUGGACACAACGACUGGACGGUGAUCAUAAAGGGGGUUAACGUGAAGGUCAGCCAUCUCUAGAGUGUUCAAAAACAGAUUGAUGGAUUUUAUUGGGCUAAAUGAUAGAUUGAUUGUCACUGGAGACGCUGAGGCAAGACAGUGAUUAGAGCUGCUCAUAUAACCAUACUGGAAACGAUUUACCCAUUUCAAUGGCGUUACCAUCGACCCAGAGCAAAACAGGUCACCCGGACCCAGGACUAACGCGGGUUCACCGGGUGUGAAGCGCUCAAUCUGUCGUUUUUCCGGCGAUGUCCGCGUCUUGCCUCGACCUGCGCAGCGCGAUUUCAGCACCACCGCAGCUGGACAGCGACCGCAUGGAACUCGCGCUCGAUCCCGGCCGUCAAAGCUCGCCAGACACCGGGGAAUAUCAGACCCUCACGCUGAUACACACCGCGCCCGGGGGGCUCGGCAUGGCUUUGGAGGAGGAGCUGGCCAUGCUCACCGGGGAACGGGAGGACGAUCUGGAGGUAUCCGCCUCAGAGACACCUGUGAGCGGACAGGACUCUGAUCUACUGUCGCUCUUCCGGCAGAAAGAAAAGGACUUGGUCCUCGCUGCUAAACUGGGGAAAGCUCUACUUGAAAGAAACCAAGACCUCACAAAGCAAUAUGACAGAAUUACCAAGGAUUUAAACGACAAACUGGAGCUCCUGGAGCAGGAGAAACAUGAGCUGCGUCGUCGUUUGGAGAGUCGCGAGGGGGAAUGGGAAGGCCGGGUGGCUGAACUGGAGACAGAUGUGCAACACCUGCAGGGGGAGCUGGAGAGACAUCAGGUGCAGCUGCGUGAGGCCGACCGGGACAAGAGCCGGGCCAUCAGCGAGCUGUCAGAACAGAACCAUCGGCUGCUGGAGCAGCUCAGCAGGGAUGUAGUGCUAACAGUUUGCAAUGGGUCAGAAGAGGGAAAAACACUUGAUGAUGAUGAUGAUGAAGGAUGGCUGUAG